Messenger RNA from Lasiodiplodia theobromae, 3669 nucleotides. RefSeq names its product Histone deacetylase superfamily. The coding region runs from base 1 to 3669 and encodes 1222 amino acids. Gene Ontology annotation, cellular component: nucleus. The record is from RefSeq and is a predicted model, not a curated record. The transcript has a single exon. Gene Ontology annotation, molecular function: histone deacetylase activity. Lineage: Eukaryota; Fungi; Ascomycota; Dothideomycetes; Botryosphaeriales; Botryosphaeriaceae.
AUGGAGAACGACUCCCCCACCUCCGACCCGGCUGCUCCAGCUGAACCAGCCGCCCCUCGCUCCUUGCAAAUCCCGACAAACAUGGACUCCAACUCGCCGCCCGCGAAGCGCGCAAACCGCCUGUCCAUAAACACCACUGCGCGACCCACGAUGCCGCCGUCGCCCGCAAUCGACUCGCCGCACCGCCGCUCCAGCUCCUACUACAAUCGCAUUCCCAAGUCUCCAGGCGCCCCUCUCCCUAGCCCGCUCAACCGCAGCGCCAGCAGCCUCGGUGUGCGCCCAGCGUCGCCCGCGCUUUCGCGUCGCAGCUCCAUAGUCUCGCUCCAGGGCGCCGCCGCCGAAAGCACUCAUACCCCUAGAAAGUCCGUGUCGCGGCGCACAUCCGGCAACCUCAGAUCCUCAUCGUCCGCUGCGCUAGCGUCCCCGCGCUCCGUUCCCGCCGACGAGCCCGUGCCGCUCACAGCGCAGAAGGUCGCCUCCGACUACUUCGCCAAAGAGCUCGAAUACCACAAGAGCGAGGAGCUGUCGACCCAGACGGUCGUCAUCCUGCACGAUGCUUGCUACGGCCACCGGUUUUCGCGCCCCAAGUCCACCAAGUCUGCGCUCAGCAUGAUUGUCGAGCGCCCCGAGCGCAUUCACGCUGGCAUCCUAGGAAUUUCGACAGCCUACGUGAGGUUCGCCGAGAGACAUGCUGGCGGUCCGCAUGCGCCGCACCCUAAGCGUGACCCGCCAAAGGAGCUCCCGUUCACGAUCCGGCGCACGUCCCGCGCGCUCGAUAUUACAUCCCCUAUUGUGACAAAUGUGCACGGCACCAAGUGGAUGGCGGAACUGCAGACAAUGUGCAACACCGCCGCGGAAAAACUGGCCUCGAACGGAAAGGAGCUUGCCAGGACCGACGAGCCUGGCCAGCCUGCGAAGGAGAAGUUCCACGAAGGAGACCUUUAUCUCGCCUCGGAGUCAUUGGACGCCUUCCAGGGUGCCCUUGGUGGCGUAUGCGACGGCAUCGACGCUGUCUUCUCGGGCACUAAAGACAAGCCGCGUAAUGCUUUCGUUUGCGUACGCCCUCCGGGUCACCACUGCUCAGCCGACUUUCCGUCGGGCUUCUGCUGGCUGAAUAACGUCCAUGUAGGCAUCGAGUAUGCAGCCCAAACUCAUGGGCUUACGCAUGCUGCAAUCAUUGACUUCGAUCUUCACCACGGUGACGGCUCUCAAGCCAUCGCCUGGGAGCGCAACGCCAAGGUGGCGAACAUGCCUGCCAAACAAUCCAAGACCGCGCCGCCUCAAAAGAGGACACAGAUCGGCUACUUCAGUCUCCACGAUAUUAACUCGUAUCCCUGCGAGUAUGGCGAGAUUGAAAAGGUUCAGGCCGCCAGUCUGUGCAUUGAGAACGCUCACGGCCAGACUGUCUGGAACGUGCACCUGCAACCGUGGAAAACCGAAGAGGAGUUCUGGCAGCUGUACGAGACUCGAUACCUAACCCUCCUCGAGAAAGCUCGGGUUUUCCUGCGCACACACUCCCAGCGCCUUCGCGCCUCGCCAACCCAGCCGCAGCCAAAAGCUGCAAUUUUCAUUUCUGCUGGAUUUGACGCGAGCGAGUGGGAAGGCCAAGGAAUGCAGAGGCACAAAGUCAACGUGCCUACCGACUUCUACGCCCGCUUCACGCAGGACAUCGUCAAGUUGUCUCAGGAAGAGGGCCUUGGCGUUGACGGCCGAGUGAUCAGUGUGCUCGAGGGCGGCUACAGCGACCGAGCCUUGGCCAGCGGUGUCCUGAGCCAUCUGAGCGGCCUCUGCGAAGGACAGAAGAUCCCCGUCGCGAAGAAGGAAUCCACUGCGCUCAACGGCCUUGGCAAUGGAAUGGUGAUUGAUCGCGCAGCUUUGCAGCAAGCAUAUGAGAACGGGGAGCAUACGCUUCGAUAUAACGUCGAGUGGUGGCAUGAAGCCAACCUGACAGCGCUUGAAACGAUGGUCUACCCUCCUCCUCCGCCCGCUCCCAAGAAGCAACAGCGGGGCCAAUCGGGCAACUUUGCCACACCGACUCAGUCGUUCACUGCGAAGGUCGUUGAUCCUGAAAAGUUCAUCCGCAAUGCUUAUGGACAACUCGUGCCGAUCAGAGAGCUUCCGAGACCUCCAACACCUCCGCCACCGGACGUCAACUGGAUCGUUGCGGCUCAUGAGCUCUGCAAGUUGCUUGUCCCCACUGACCGGCAGACGAAGAGCUUCAAGCCUGAGGAGCUUGCCGAGCCGCGCAGCAAGAAGGAGAAGGCGCCUCCAUCCGAGGUUCCUAUCAACCCUACUGGUGGGAGACAGCUGCGUGAAAGGAAGCCAAAGGUCGCCGACUACACUGAGCCCCCAUCGGAUGACGAGAAGUUUCAUCCGAAAUCAACAUUGGAUACUGAUCGCCGACGGACGAUGGGCGAUUGCCCCACGGCAGAAGAGAAUGACUUGCCCGAUCUUCCUCAAUUCCAGCGGAGACAAAGCCUUGUUUCUGAGAUCGGAUCCGUUGCCGGAGAACGUCCAAGUAGUAGAGCAUCGACCGCAGCAAAGCAACCUGCAAACGGACUUCAAGUGAAGAAGACUAGGGUCCCAAAAACGACCAAGGCGGACACUACCGUGAAGCCGCCACCGAGGCCUAUUGCCUCUAGGGCCUCAAGCUAUGCGCAGCCUAACAAGGCUCCUGCUGCGACUAAGCCACUGAAGGCAAAGGCGGAGAGUUCUGGCGAUGACGUGGAUCAACUUACCUCGGGUAUCAAGAGAAUCACGUUGAAGAUGCCCACCAGGGAGGAGCACGACGCCCGCCAGGCUGCAGCUGCAGCGGCUGAGAAGGAGAGCAAGAAGCCAGCUGCUCCCAAGGCCACUAAAAAGGCCCCGGCUGCUCGUAGCACCAAGACGGUAGCUGCCUCGAGGAGAGCUGCUGCGAAGGAGGCGAAGGAGACGAAGGAAAUGAAAGAAACAGACGAGGCAAAGGAGGCCAAUGGUGCGAAGGACGCAACCGAGUCGAAGCCCACGCCGCCCCCCUCGGAACACACCGAGGAUGCCAUGUCGAUUGUGUCUUACACGUCUACAUCCAACCAAUCCGAACCCAUGGUUCCUGUUUCAGAGUCAACGUUGGUCGUUCCAGGAGGAUUGGAGCCGCAGCAGGGACGGGCGCUUUCGCGCGCAUCCAUCGAAAACAUGGCAGAGCGGAUCCGGAACUCGUUCCCGCCGUCGCUAGCCUCACCUUCUGAGCUCUCGGAAGGAUCGACGCCGCAGGGCCUUCUUGAGACGGCUGGACCUGUACAUGUCCCGGAGGUGACGCCGCGGCCCGACUCGCCUCCUCCGCCUCCCCCUGCCACUAUGCCGCAGUUCAUCCAAUACGACCCGGCCAAGGGUACUACUACGGCUGAAGUUGACGCAGGUGUAGUGCAGCAGGCAACGGUGCUGCAGUGGUUGCCGCCGAACUCGGACCCUGAGGCUGCCGGUCAAUUGCAAGGGGCGCCUCAGUCUCCGGGCCGCAAGCAAAAGCAAGCAUUGCCUGUGUUUACUUCCAAUGGCUUCAUCCCGUUCGCUCAGGCUCCCAGCUCGAGGGCCGAGACCGGCAGUGUCGUCACGGAGCGUGAGGAAACGCAGUUCAAGCAGGAGACGUCGGACCAGGAGAGGAUGAUCCUGGACGUUCCUGAAGCCAAGGAGUGA